AAAUCACGUCUGAUGAUGAAUGAAUGGAUGGAGACGGUGGGAGGUGAGUGAGACUCAGUCGAGCGUUGCUUUAUUUUUGCUUGGCUGUGUUGCUGCCUGGACCCUCCCUCUCUAUGAAACUAUGACUAUAUCUGUCUAUCUAAAACCCAAAAACAGAAAAAAAAAAAAAGAAAAAAGAAAAAAGAAAAAAGAAAAAAAAAUGGCGGCAGCAUUCUGUUCUUCUUGUUGCGUUGUAAUUCCGUGUUCGUGGUCGUCAAGAAGAUUGCUGCAUUCUUCAGCUCAUCCACUCCCACUUAAUUGCAGAAAUGGAAAGAGGAAGACGAGGAGGAGCAAGAGCAAGAGCCAUUUCUCAAAUACUCCAACAACUCCUCCUCCAAGUCCAAGAAAACUACUUACCAAAUGCCUCCCGCAGUCGCAGAAAAAAUCUCAAGUUCAACCCUCUGAGUCUGAGAACGAGACGGAAUUCGAGUUUGAGAGGCUGUUUUCCAAUCUCAACCAAGCCACCUUGAAGAGAGAAGCUGGAAGUCUAUCCAGCGCCAUUUUCCUCGUCGCAGGGACUACGAUCGGUGCUGGGAUCCUUGCAAUCCCUGCAGUGACACAAGAAUCCGGAUUUCUGGCUUCUGCAAUCACCUGCAUACUCUGUUGGAUUUACAUGGUUGUAACGGGGCUGCUAAUAGCCGAAGUAAAUGUAAACACUAUGUGCCAACUGGGUUCUGGUGGUGUAUCACUGGUAUCAAUGGCCAUGAGGACUGUAGGGAGUGUGGGAGUUCAAAUUGUGUGUUGGUCAUACAUUUUUAUACACUAUGCACUUCUUGUUGCCUAUGUGGCUCGUUCUUCAGAAAUUAUGUCAAAUUUUCUCGGAAUUCCCUUAUGGGAAAGUGCAACAAUAUUUUCAUUGCUGUUGGGAGGCAUAUGCUACUUUGGAAGUCAACGCUUCGUUGGUGCGGUUAAUGGGGUUCUGGUAUUUGGAAUUAUCAUAUCUUUUGCUGCUCUAGUAGCCGUCGCGAGUGGAUACCUACAAUGGGAUGUUCUUUUGAAAGCUAACUUUCAAGCUGUUCCCAUGAGUAUACCCAUAAUUGUUCUGUCGUUUGUUUACCAGAAUGUUGUGCCUGUUCUUUGUACGAAUCUUGAAGGAGACCUGUCAAAAGUAAGGACUGCAAUUGUUUUAGGCACCAGUAUACCACUUGUUUUAUUUCUAGUCUGGAAUGCCGUGAUUCUAGGAACCAUCACAACUGUUGAAAUGAGCUCAGAUAAGAUCAUGGAUCCAUUACAACAAUUGCUAUCUACGAACGAAGUUGUUGGACCUAUUGUUGAGGUGUUCUCACUUUUUGCUAUUGCAACGUCGUACAUCGGCUUUGUUUUGGGUCUCUCUGACUUCCUUUCUGACUUGCUGAAACUUCCGGCCGGUCAGAGCCGAUCUCUGCCAUACGCAAUGACGUUGGUUCCACCAAUUGUGUUGUCUUUGCUAGACCCAGAAAUAUUCUUCAAAGCCUUGGACUUCGCUGGAACUUAUGGAGUGUUGGUGCUGUUUGGAAUUCUUCCUGCUGCAAUGUCUUGGUCAGAUAGGUACUCCAGUUCAUCCCCAGCUAUGAAAUUGCCAGUGCCACAGUUAGUUCCAGGAGGAAGGCUCACUCUUUCACUUGUAGUGGGAGGAGCUGCAUGUGUCAUUUUCUCAGAACUUCUUGAGAAGUUGGGCCACCCAUAAAACAUUUGUUGGCUAGAAUUAUUAGACUUUCUACUAGAUAGCACAUCAUCAAUCACAAUAUUAUGCAUUUUGUGUUAGAUUUCUUUAUUAUACAAUCUAGAUCUUUCACACAAAUAUGUAAUACGUAUAAAGACAUGAAAACAUACCUGGAGCCAUCUUCCUUGAGUACACAGCCUCUAAACUCAUCCAAUCCGUAGCAGCAGUGUAA
This is a messenger RNA of Prunus avium (sweet cherry), 1913 nucleotides long. The record is from RefSeq and is a predicted model, not a curated record. NCBI's taxonomy places the organism in Eukaryota, Viridiplantae, Streptophyta, Magnoliopsida, Rosales, Rosaceae.